Messenger RNA from Cyprinus carpio (common carp), 1935 nucleotides. RefSeq names its product E3 SUMO-protein ligase ZBED1-like. Gene Ontology annotation, molecular function: DNA binding; protein dimerization activity. The record is from RefSeq and is a predicted model, not a curated record. Lineage: Eukaryota; Metazoa; Chordata; Actinopteri; Cypriniformes; Cyprinidae.
AUGGAGGAAGACGGUAGUACACGCGGUUCAGACCAGGGUAAUUCUCAACAAGAUGACCAGCCAACCCAAACCGAGGAGCUUGUACCUAAAAGAGGGGCGACUUCUGUUGCAUGGACGUGGUUUGGAUAUAAGAAGACCGACGUACACCAGACAACAGUUGUUUGUAAAGUUUGCCGGCUCCCAGUGCCAACAACGGAUUCCAACACUACUAAUUUAUUUUAUCACCUGCGCAAGAACCACGAAAAAGAAUACAGAGAGAGUCAACGAGCAAAAACUGCAAAAGCAGCGUCGAGUGAUGGCGUAAGCGCUCAAAACAAACUCCAGACACAGACGCUGCAACAGGCUUUUACGCGUGGCACACCAUAUAGCCAUAGCUCCCGCAGAUGGAAGGAGAUCACUUCUGCUGUUGCCAAGCAUAUCUGCAAAGAUAUGGUUCCAAUCUACACGGUCGAGAAACGCGGGUUUUGUGAGUUGGUGCAAACACUUGAUCCGAGAUACGAAAUGCCCAGCCGAAUACACAUUACUAAAGUUGUGUUACCUGAUUUAUAUGAUGCAUGUCGGGCCAAAGUGGAGGCAGAGAUUCACAAGGGGAUGUUCUACGCUACAACUACAGAUAUGUGGUGGAGCCGAACGACACAUCCAUAUAUGAGCCUGACGGCACACUUUAUUAACCACGAUUGGAACCUCUGCAGCCGCUGUUUACAGACAAGUUAUUUCCCGGAAGACCACACUGGAGAAAUGCUAGCCAAAGGACUCAGAGAAUCUCUUCAAUUGUGGGGACUGCAAGAGGAUCGCCUUGUCUGUGUCACCACUGACAAUGCCACCAACAACAUCCUUGCCCUUCAGCUGAAUGAAAUGACACGCCUACAGUGUUUUGGCCACCGUCUUCAUCUAGCUAUUGAGAGGAGUGUGAAACUAAGGGAGGUGGAACGAGCAGUCGGCGUCUGCAAGAAGAUUGUGGCUGCCUUCUCCAAUUCAUGGAAAAGAAGACGGGAGCUGGCCAAGGCUCAAGCAGAUCAAAAUCCACCCUUGCCGCCUCAUCAGCUAAUCACAGAAACCCCUACGAGGUGGGGCUCUAUGCAAGCAAUGGUUGAAAGGGUGAUCGAGCAGGAGAAAGCUCUCUCACAAGUUCUCCGUGCCGACAAAAAAACACGUCACCUGGUCCCAACUUGGCAGGAUAUGGACGUUCUGGAAUCCAUGAACAAGGCACUGAGUCCUCUCAAGGAGUUUACAGAUGCCUUGUCUGGGGAGCUUUACCCAAGUGUUUCCUACUUGAAACCCAUCCUCCAUCUGUUCAACAACCAGAUACUCAAGCAUCAGGAUGGCGACACUGAGCUCACCACGACUAUAAAAGAGGGCAUACUAAAAUACUUAAAUGAAAAGUAUGAUGACCAGACAACCCAGGACCUGCUUGACAUUGCUUCUCUUGUCGACCCUCGAUUCAAAACAACAUACAUCAAACAAGAGAGGGUGGAUUACAUCAAAACAAGAGCUGCUGCAGAGCUACAGAAGCUGGUGGCUGAACAAACAGAGGCAGUCCCUCUAUCAGCUCCAUCAGUCACUGCCGUAGGUCAGGAUGAGCAAGAGAAGGUUCCUGCUAAGAAGAAAAAGAAGAGUUUGAGCAGCUACUUUAAAACAUCAGCAAAGCCAAGCCAAAUGGCUCCACUUUCAAACAGAGAGUCAAUUGAAAAGGAGCUAAGCCUCUAUCUCCUAAUGGAAGCAGGUUCAGACACAGAACCACUGGAAUGGUGGAAGAGAAAUGAGGUACAUUUUCCCCUAGUGGCCAAGCUUGCGAGGAAAUAUUUAUGUAUCCCUGCCACAAGUUCCCCAUCAGAGCGGGCUUUCAGUGCAAGUGGGAACAUUGUGUCAUGCCAGAGGUCAGCACUGAAACCAGCAAGAGUUGACCAACUUGUAUUCCUCGCACUCAACCUGUAG